CUGGUCACGCUCCCGCGGCCGCUGUCCAUCCAGGAUCUAGCCAUGCCGCCGGCGCACGGCUCCCAGCUGCGCGUCGCGUACCAGGGCGUCCCGGGGGCGUACAGCGAGUCCGCGGCAUCCAAGGCCUACCCGGGCUGCGACCCCGUCCCCUGCGAGCAAUUCGAGGCGGCGUUCCAGGCCGUGGAGCUCUGGAUCGCGGACCGCGCGGUACUGCCCAUUGAGAACUCCUUGGGCGGUAGCAUCCACCGGAACUACGACCUCCUGCUGCGUCACCGGCUGCACAUCGUGGGGGAGGUGCAGCUGGCGGUACACCACUGCCUGCUGGCGGUACCGGGCGUACGGAAGGAGGAGCUCCACCGCGUGAUCAGCCACCCCCAGGCGCUGGCUCAGUGCGAGAACACGCUUACCCGGCUGGGCGUGGCGCGGGAGUCCGUGGAGGAUACCGCCGGUGCCGCGCAGCUCAUCGCCCAGAACCCGCUGGCGAUGCGCGACACCGGGGCGGUGGCCUCCUCCCGCGCCGCCGAGCUGUACGGGCUGGACGUGCUCGAGGAGGACAUCCAGGACGAGGAGGGCAACAUGACGCGGUUCCUCAUGCUGGCGCGCGAGCCCAUCAUACCGCGGACGGACCGCCCGUUCAAGACGAGCGUCGUGUUUGGGCUCGAGGAGGAGUCCGCCGGCUCGCUGUUCAAGGCGCUGUCCGCGUUUGCGCUGCGCGGCAUCAACCUCACCAAGAUCGAGAGCCGGCCGCAGAGGAAGCGGCCGCUGCGCGUGGUGGACGAUAGCAACCACGGCACCGCCAAGUACUUUGAGUAUCUCUUCUACAUCGAUCUCGAGGCGUCCAUGGCGGAUCCGCGGGCACAGAACGCGCUGGGCCAACUCCAGGAGUUUGCGAGCUUCCUCCGGGUGCUCGGGAGCUAUCCCAUGGACAUGACGCCGGUGUCCAAGACCGUGCCGUGCGACACAGACGAGGAGCUCGGGGAGGUGGCGGCGGCGGCGGUGGAGCGUCCGUCGCGGGCGGUGAACGGUGCGUGCAACGGCGCUGCCGCGUGAUUCUUUCUUCUUUCCAGACUGUAAGAUUGGAAUUUCAUGGAAAGCAAAAAGAGCGACAGAACACACCAAGAGCGUUGUUUCCAAGUGGUGAUUUUCUUGUGGGAUUCCACUGCCAGAAUAAGAUAGAUAUUUUUUUGCGCA
Selaginella moellendorffii is the source of this 1191-nucleotide messenger RNA. RefSeq names its product arogenate dehydratase/prephenate dehydratase 6, chloroplastic. The record is from RefSeq and is a predicted model, not a curated record. NCBI's taxonomy places the organism in Eukaryota, Viridiplantae, Streptophyta, Lycopodiopsida, Selaginellales, Selaginellaceae. Gene Ontology annotation, cellular component: chloroplast; cytoplasm. Gene Ontology annotation, biological process: L-phenylalanine biosynthetic process. Gene Ontology annotation, molecular function: prephenate dehydratase activity; chorismate mutase activity; arogenate dehydratase activity. The coding region runs from base 43 to 1050 and encodes 335 amino acids. The transcript has a single exon.